AUUAUUAUAUAUUUGCCCUAGAAAUGUCAUUCACACAUCGGGGGAUGAGGGAGAGAUUUAAACCGACGGAAAUUCAUUGAACACAUACAUUUCUAUCAGACAUGGCUCCACAUGGACAAGGAGGAGGGAUUCAAAGAAUCUACAGGAAUUCUUGUCUUCUCAUAGAAUUGUCCUUCCUCCAAAAAAAAAUGUAUUGUUUCGAAAAACUUCACAUUAUUCUAAACAAAUUAUUCUAGUGAUCUAAGUCCUACUUCAAUUUGCCAUUUAAACAAAACUUAACCUACGCUAAGAUCACGGGCUACCAUAACCAAACAGGGAAAUAAAUCCGGUCAGUACGGGUGCUGUUACUCUUCUGUUUCUGUGUCUUUAAAAACAGAUUCAGCCCACGCCUCGAAAAGCGGCUUGUUCCGGCUUUGCCUCUUUACAACUUUAUCCUUCCACGGCAAUGAAAAUAGUACCACGGGCAACCACUCUUUUCAAAUAUGAUCUUCUGCUGUUAGCGAUGUUCAUCUAUAUUUCGAUUUCAAAACGCGCUUCUCAAAGGCUUUCCCCAUCAUUAAGCUCUGCAGUUGCGUCAAAUGGCAGACCAAGCGGAGUGAUACUAGUUCACGACAUCGCAGCUACUGGAGCGAAACCACUUUGGGGAGUAUGUCGCGUAGUCCGUGAACGUACAAGGGGGUUACUAGCACUGACGAGCAUUAUUUAUUGAGAAGCCUUGGAGUAAUUACCACAUUUCUAAACUGGGAAAAGUACGUCACUGCGGAGUCGGAACAGUUAAAUUUAUUUGAGGUUUUUUUUUUAUGGCAUGCGAAGUUGAUGCAGUAAUUGCAUAUUACGAUGAUUCUCCGCUGUCACUGUGCCUAGGGGCCCUUUCUCUUCUGCCCAGGCAUGGGUGAGGAGUCAGGGUGUGGCAGCAUGCGAUCUCCUUGAAGUCCUCCUGGCCCCCUGCAGGUGACAGGAUGCCUGUGCAGGCAGCCCAAUGGACGGAGUUCCUGUCCUGCCCGAUCUGUUACAAUGAGUUUGAUGCCAGCAGCCACAAGCCCAUAAGCCUGGGCUGCUCCCACACAGUCUGUAAGACAUGCCUACACAAACUGCACCGCAAGGCCUGCCCCUUCGACCAGACCACCAUCAGCACCGACAUCGAUCUGUUGCCCGUCAACUGUGCCCUGCUGCAGCUGGUGGGAGCACAGGUUCCUGAAGGCCAGAGUGUGUGUGUGGGCAGUGCUGAAGACACGCAGCAUUAUGGAGUGUGCAGAACAUGUGUGGAGGAGCUGGCUCUCUACCUCAGCCCCAUCAGCGGAGGAAAAGGUGUGGCGAGUCCUAGCCCGUGUACGCUCAGCCGACCCAUGCAGAGAAAGCUGGUGACGAUGGUCAGCUGUCAGCUGGUGGAACAGGAGGGGCGUGUGCGGGCAGAGCGAGUAGCUCGUUCCUUGGGCGAGCGCACCGUCACCGAGCUCAUCCUGCAGCAUCAGAAUCCCCAACAACUCUCCGCCAACCUGUGGGCGGCUGUCCGGGCACGUGGCUGCCAGUUCCUGGGGCCCGCGAUGCAGGAAGAUGCACUGAAGCUUGUGCUACUGGCCCUCGAGGAUGGCUCCGCCCUCUCGCGGAAGGUUCUGGUGCUGUUCGUGGUUCAGAAAUUGGAAGCUCGUUUCCCUCAGGCCUCCAAGACCAGCAUUGGACACGUGGUGCAGCUCCUGUACAGGGCCUCCUGCUUCAAGGUGACGAAGCGUGAUGAAGACUCCUCCCUGAUGCAGUUGAAGGAGGAGUUUCGCAUGUACGAGGCUCUCAGGCGAGAGCACGACGCUCAGAUCGUCCACAUCGCCAUGGAGGCGGGCCUGCGAAUCUCCCCUGAGCAGUGGUCCUCCCUGCUGUAUGGGGACCUGCUCCACAAGUCCCACAUGCAGUCAAUCAUAGAUAAGCUCCAGUCCCCAGAAUCCUUUGCAAAGAGUGUCCAGGAGCUGACCAUAGUCUUGCAGAGAACGGGUGAUCCAGCUAACCUCAACAGCCUCCGAGCUCCAUUAGAACUACUGGCCGGCAUAGACCAUAACCCAGAUGGCGAUGCACCUGCCUGGGCAGAGCUUGAGCGUGUGAUGCUGGCAGUGAAGGUUGUUGUCCAUGGGCUGGUUGACUUCAUCCAGAACUUCAGCAGAAAGAACCAUGAAGCCUUUCAGUCUCAGCCCAACAGCAAGUACAAGACCAGCAUGUGCAGAGAGCUCCGGCAUCAGGGGACAUGCCCACGCGGUUCCAACUGUACUUUCGCCCACACGCAGGACGAGUUGGAGAAGUACCGGAUGAGGAAUAAGAAGGUUGGCGGAGCAGCAAGGCCAACCCUGCUCCCAGCUGUGGUUCCCAGGUCGGGUGCUGUUAAGCUUCCCCUCACCGAUCUGUCUCCUGGGGUCCUGCUCAACCAUGAGCAAGAGGGUGUGCUGUCGGAGGGUCCCUCUCCCACCCACCUCGUUCCCAGAGGAGGAGAGCGGGAGCAGGAGGAUGUGACGCUCACGCCCACCAACGCCAGCCAAGAGGAGAAACAGAUUUCUCCUCCAAAGACCCCAGUUGGUGCGAGUCAGUCUCUAGUGCCGGCCCCGCACCCUGCUGCAACUCCUGCGGACGUGGACGCAACGCUGGCCAGUCGCAGCCCGCUGGGGCCCCCCAGAGCUCACACUGAGAUGGCCUACUACUCUGAACAACGGCCUCCACACGACAUGCCGUCCUACCAUUCUUCCGGUCAUUACUACUCAUCCAUGACUAACUCCCACAAGCCCUGCCUGGGCCUCUUCACUCGCUCCUGUCCUGCCUCCGAAUCCCCAGCCAAGUCAUCGUUGGCUCCCUCCUGUUUGGAGCAGCAGCCCCAAAUCCCUAACCACCGUCUCUUGACCUACCCUUCGACCGCUAGUUAUGCGCCCAUCGCACACCCUCACCCCCACGGGCAUGGUGUCUACACCCCUGUCUAUGACAGCCGGCGGGUGUGGAGGCCCCAGCUAUACCCCAGGCAGGAUGGCAGAAGCAACUCCCUCCCUCUGGAGGUGCUGCACUCUUCCAUCUACCAGCCCCCCCUCCGGGAACGCUUCCACUCGCUGGACAGCCCGUACUGCAGUUCUGCCGAUAGGAGGACAGCUCUGCACAGGGAGCAGUACGCGUGUGAAGACUUCUACAGAUUCCACCACGAACAGUGGCCACACCAGUCCAGCAACCCCAGCAGAGGAGCACAACCUAUUUUUACUGUGGACAUCUGCUCCGAGGUUGGGCGAUGUGGGAGCUGUAAGUGUGGGGGGGGAGUAACAGGGGCCCAUUACUCCCCUUGGUCAUGUGACCCUGUUGGUCCAUUUGAGGCAGAGCCUGGAGGGCUCUGCCCACCCUCCUGCACCCAACAUGCGGACGCAGAGUGCACAGGCAGGCGCUGGCCCCGCUUCUUUGAACCCUACCGGCGCGUGCGGGAUGAGGACCCCAUAAUCCCCUUCAGUGAGGGCCCCAUCAUCUCCAAGUGGGGCGCCAUCUCUCGCGCCUCUCGCACGGACCCGCGCACCCCUGAGCCUGUUCGGGUCGCUGCUCUCCAGGGCAGGCCCAACCCCACGCCUGUAAACUUCAGAGGCUACGGCUCCCACCCGGGACCUGGCGACUGCCGGUGGGGAGCAUGCGGCUUUGGCUCCAGCUGCUCCAGCUUCCAUGAGAGUAAUCAGAGGUGCAGGUCCUUUGGCAGCAGUGGGAAGCAUGGAGCAGAGAUGUUGAUCCAGGACGGUACUGAGAGUGAACCGGACCGAGACAUUGAACUAGAGCUGUCUGCUCUUGAUAUGGAAGAACCAGAAUCACAGCAGUUACAGCCUGAGGUUUCUCUGGAAUCUCAGACUGGGAAUCACCUAUCCAGUGUAUUCACAGAUCCUGUGUCAAGGUCAAAGACUGACCAGACAAUACCUGACCACUUGGUGGAUGCGCGUUUGUUAAAGAUGGCGGCAUUUAGGAAAUCUCUCUCCCCGGGUAGACUGCGCUUGGGGGGCCUUGGCGUGGGAAGCCUGGUGUUGACUGAGUCGGUGAAGUCUGGAGACGUGCCAGUCCCAGGGCUGGAGAUGCUUCUCAACGGCAGCUAAGGGUGCCAGAAAGCAUCCCCAAAAUCGAAUGCCAUCAGGUCAAGGGUCAUGCCACAAUGACGCACUCGUCCUUAGAUAACGGGCUGAGCUGCCUUUUUUAAAAGGCUAUGCCACUCCGUUCUGCUGAAAACUUGAUUGUUUUAGCGUGUGCUGUAGGCUUUUGGAUGGGAAGGUGAAUUUAAGACUCCCCAGCAGUCGCAAAUGUCCACUGCACACUAACCUAGUGUUAGAAUUUGUUGGGUUUCCAGAACUUGGUUUUUGAUUGUUUUAUGUAUUUUAUGUAACAAACCUAACCUUAUGUAUUUUCCCCAUGUUCUCUUCAUAAGAGCUACUCAGGCCUUGCAGGGUUUUUUUUUUUUGUUUUUUGUUUUUUUUUUUUUCUCCCCCCUCUUUAAUUUCCCAGCUUAUGCAAAGGUCUUUAUGUUUACAAUCCCAUCUCAGGUCUCCUAGCUGUCCGAAAAUCAGAAUCCUCACUGGUGCCACUCCUUAGCCAGUCAGACACCCUGUUUUGUCUUGCGAGACAGCUCAGUAGUAAGACUUAAAUUCUUGCUGAUAAUUAGCUGCACUUAUAGCAAAAUUAAACUACUACAUUAAGACUAUUGCAGUUAUUGCCAAUGGGUUUCUAGUUAUAAUACAAUGUUUACAGGAUGUAUUUAUAAUAUGUCAGGUGCUCAGUAAAUACUGUACAUUGCAUAUGUCAUAGUACAGUAUCAUCCAUGUGCAUGAAAUGAACGCGCAUGUAUUCGGAGUGCUCUUUAAUCUUCAAACUUGUCAGGUUUUAUAAUGAACCCAUUUAUUGUUUAAUAUAUGCCUAGGAAGUGCUUUCUGUUUACGAGGCUUUAUAUCAGCUAUUUUUUACAUUUUAUUAUAUUAUUAUUAUUAUUAUUAUUAUUACUACUCUAGAUCAGUGUGUGUGUCUCGGAUAUUGUAACGUGGCAGCAUUAACGUGUUUGCGGUGACCAUCAUGGCCGGGUUAACUUUAAUCUUUUCAUAAUGCCUAGACUAAUGGUUUUAAUACUUCAUACUAAAGCAUCUUAAAGCUGUUACUUGCUUUUUAGUAGUAGUACUCGGAUAUUAGCGGUGUACUUCAUAUGAAGUCCAUCCAUCAGGGAGCAAAUAGUACUUGUUAAGAACUGGCCAUUAGGGGCUUGCCAUGGGAAGCCCCUAAUGACCCAGCUCAAACCAAGCGUAGUUUGGUGUGCGGAUGCUCUGGUGUGUUGGCACUGUGCAAAACGGGCUGCACUUCCCAUAUAAUUUCCCUGCUUUAGCCAGUCAUGAAAGCUCUGUAGCGCACUGACGCGCGGCUAGCCCGCCCUGUCAUGCAGAGCUCCCCAGUUCCUUUUUCUCUGCUUGUCGGUUUAUUGGUCUGGGCUGAAGCUGCUGCUCGCUGCCUCCUCACUCAGAUGUGCCCCCCCCCCCCGUUUGAAUGAAGCAUUGCUAACUUCUAUGAAGUUUUGUCAAAGUAUUUUUGUAUCAGGAAUCUCUUCCUCCCGUUUUGCUCGUUCAGUCACUGUGAAGAGUCAAAAGCGGAUCCGUCAGCUGCUGUUUGGUGGCUUUUUUGGCAGGUUUUGUUCCUGCUUAUCAGAACUGGCAUUAUUUGCCACAGUCUUAUAUUCUGAUUGGUAACGGACUCCCACACUGACCAUAAAGUUUUGUUCACUGAAACCGAAUUUUGUUGCGUUUCUCUUAGAGGGUGUCCGGUCUGGGGAGAAAUUGUUGCUUCAGAUCCCUCAGUGGAUGUGGGUUUUUUUUAUAUGCAAUGCAGUGAUACGACGACAUGAACUUGUACAUAAUGAGCCCUUUGCCUGACUUUAGCUGUCAACAUUAGUGGUUACCAAUUUCACUAACUUGUCACUGGUCUCGUGGUGUUGGAUUUAUUGCCUGAAAAGCAUCGUUUCGGUGUGUGCAUUCAACAAGAUGGUGGUAGAUGUGUUCCACCAUAUACCCUGGCUCUCCAAUGUCUCCCAUAGUUCUUUGUGAAAAUGAAGUUCCUUUCCAAAUGAGUCAGGCCACUGAUGAGAUGUCAAGGUAGUUUUAAAGUUAGAUUUUUUUUUUUUUUUUUUUUUUUUUGAGGGGGGAUUAAGGCGAUUGAUGGCAAUUUGUGCACUGAUUGGGUCACGUGCAGCUGCAUGCACUGUCUAAUGUAGCUUCACUAUUGUCUGAUUUGUUCAUAGCUUUGAUCAAAUGCGUUCCUCUAAUGCUAGUGUGGGAGUUUCAGCUCAGCAUAACUUUUUUGCUAUACCUAUAGCUCGUCAAUAAACCGUCCUGUAGCUGCUGAAGCAUGGUUUUAGUUCUGUACUUGUUGAUCCAUGCUUUUAUUUUAAUUCGCUAGUCUGUGUGUCCGAGUUGAAUCAGCCCAGCUCCGGGGGUCUCGUGCAUGUCAUUACAAAAAGCAGAAGACUGUAGUAAUUGUGCAACUGUGAUCCUACUGCCCCCUGUCGGUGUCUUGCCUGUUGUAUGGCCUCACCUCCGUUCUGUUUGGAAAUUCUGCCACCAUCUGUUUUGUCUAUUGGAAAUGUCUCAAUUUCUGUUUUUCUGAAUUUUAUAAAUUUGUUUAGCUGCAAUAACUUGGCAGGUUUGAUGGUUACAAUGAUUUGCUUGCUUGUCAGAUGUACCAUUGUUAAAGGAGCUGAUGUUUUUGGAUAUUUUUACGUCUGUAUUAGACAUUUCCUUUGCAAAUCUAUUGUUCGAUUUACUUGUAAAUGAAAUACAAGAUGGUACACAUCCAUCAGUUUAUAUAGCCAGAGCCAUCGUUAGAUGGACGUACUGCACAGUUUUAUGAUCAACUAUAAGAAUAUUUAUCAGCGAGAUUCUAAAGGUUGGGAAUAUCUUUUGAUGAAAUAUGAACUGAAACUAUUUUACUGCAUUUGUUCUCUUUAAAAGCACCACUGAGCAAAGAUUUCCCUGUUGCUUAUGGCCAUGCAAAGCAGGCUCGAUACAUGUGUGGACAUGUAGCUGCUGCUGAGCGGAUUUUUAAUGCCCUUAUUGUUAGUGCUUUUUGUACCUUUUGCUAAGGUCUGCUCCACUGUACCGAGCAAGCUUAUGAUGAAACACAAGCUCAUGACCUGUAAUCGCAUGCUAAGGUAAUAAAAUGAGUUUCACCAUUAAA
This is a messenger RNA of Electrophorus electricus (electric eel), 7191 nucleotides long. RefSeq names its product ring finger and CCCH-type domains 2 (gene rc3h2). The record is from RefSeq and is a predicted model, not a curated record. Gene Ontology annotation, cellular component: cytoplasmic stress granule. Gene Ontology annotation, biological process: ubiquitin-dependent protein catabolic process; nuclear-transcribed mRNA catabolic process, deadenylation-dependent decay; protein polyubiquitination. NCBI's taxonomy places the organism in Eukaryota, Metazoa, Chordata, Actinopteri, Gymnotiformes, Gymnotidae. Gene Ontology annotation, molecular function: mRNA binding; double-stranded RNA binding; ubiquitin protein ligase activity.